Molecule: messenger RNA, 4934 nt
Organism: Bufo gargarizans (Asiatic toad)
Lineage: Eukaryota; Metazoa; Chordata; Amphibia; Anura; Bufonidae
Gene: ERAP1
Product: endoplasmic reticulum aminopeptidase 1
Exons: 19
Coding region: 230-3007 (925 amino acids)
Biological process (GO): proteolysis; peptide catabolic process
Cellular component (GO): cytoplasm
Molecular function (GO): zinc ion binding; metalloaminopeptidase activity; peptide binding
Source: RefSeq, a predicted model, not a curated record
AGACUGGAGCAUGCUCAGCAGAUCCUGAGCAGCUGGAGAGUGAAAGUGAAAGUGCAGGGGCUGCUGUGUGAGCCAUUACUGGCGUCUUCAUCUAUUCCCCAUGCUGUGUACAGCCUGAAGACCACCGCGUACAGGACCUGCAGUCAGUGGCCUCUUCAGGUUCCAGUUUUAUAACGUCAUUAACAUAAGGUAGGGAAAGCGUCCAUAAAGGUGAAGGUAACACAUUACAAUGACUCUUCUAUUUCGUCCUGGAAUUUUAUGCUUCUUAUGGACAUUUUGCACUGUGGCUAAUGUAGCUGAUAAGUUAGACAAUUCUAAGGAAGCCUUCCCCUGGAAAGACCUCAGAUUACCAAAACAUGUCAUCCCUUUGCACUAUGACCUCUCCAUACACCCGAAUUUAACCACGCUCACGUUUGCUGGCCUUGCCAAAAUUACAGUUAUCGUAAGAGAGCAGACUCAUUCUGUCAUUCUGCAUAGCAAGAACCUGGUCAUAACCAAGACAAGUGUGGAAAGAAUAAAGGGGAACAGGCUCGUACAACAAGAUUUACACCUUCUGGAGAGUCCCACAAGUGAACAGAUUGCACUUCAAGCUGAUGAUCCAUUGAGCCCUGGAGAAAACUAUACUCUUCAUAUUACUUACAACGCCAACCUAUCUGACAGCUUCCAUGGGUUUUAUAAAGGCUCCUACAGGGCCCCAGAUGGAGAGAUCAGGGUGCUUGCAUCAACCCAGUUUGAGCCUACAGCAGCACGUAUGGCCUUCCCAUGUUUCGAUGAGCCUGCCUAUAAAUCCAGUUUUUCUAUAAAAAUACGAAGGGAAGAAAAACACAGUGCUGUGUCCAAUAUGCCCAUCGUAAAGACUCUACAUGUGGCCGAUGGGCUUUUAGAAGACCACUUUGAUGUCACAGUGAAGAUGAGCACCUAUCUUGUGGCUUUUAUUGUUUCAGACUUCAAAUCAAUCAGUCAGAUCACAAACCAUGGAGUCAAGAUAUCUGUCUAUACUGUUCCACACAAGAUAGAUCAGGCUGUGUACGCCUUACAAGCAGCAGUAAAACUUCUGGACUUUUAUGAGGAAUAUUUCCGUAUACCAUACCCUUUGCCAAAACAAGAUCUUGCGGCAAUUCCUGACUUUCAGUCUGGUGCGAUGGAAAACUGGGGGCUGACGACUUAUAGGGAGUCUGCAUUGUUAUAUGAUCCCAAGACAUCAACAGCCUCCAAUAAACUUUGGAUUACAAUGGUCAUUGCUCAUGAGCUGGCUCACCAGUGGUUUGGAAACCUGGUAACGAUGGAGUGGUGGAAUGAUCUGUGGCUGAACGAAGGAUUUGCGAAGUUCAUGGAGUAUAUUUCUGUCAACAUUACUUAUCCAGAGCUGCAAGUUGAUGACAAAUUUCUAGACAAAUGUUUUAGUGCCAUGGAAGUAGACUCGUUAAACUCUUCCCAUGCAGUGUCCACCCCUGUGGAGAAUCCUGAACAGAUACUAGAGAUGUUUGAUGAGGUCUCCUAUGAUAAGGGUGCUUGCAUUUUGAACAUGUUGCAGGACUACAUGGGUUCAGAAAGUUUUGAAGCCGGUAUUAUACAUUACUUACGACGUUUUAGCUAUCGCAAUGCAAAGAAUGAAGACCUGUGGGACAGCAUGACAGAUAUCUGUCCUUCAGAAGACAGCGCCAGUGGUAACAAUGAGAAAAGAGGAUUCUGCAGAAAAGGGCAAGAAAAAUCUCACUGGACAGAAGAUAGUAUCAUUGAUGUAAGGGCUAUGAUGAAUACAUGGACACUACAGAAAGGUUUUCCAUUAGUUACUGUGACAGUAAGAGGAAAGUACGUCCACGUACACCAAGAGCAUUAUCAGAAAGGUGCUAGAGAUGCUGAAUCUGCAGGGUUGUUAUGGCAUAUUCCAUUGACCUACAUCACCAAUAAAUCAAAUGCAGUUCAAAGAUUUUUGCUAAAAACUAAGAAAGAUAUGCUGGUCCUGUCAGAAGAAGUUGAAUGGAUCAAGUUCAAUGUGGGAAUGAAUGGCUACUACAUUGUCCAUUAUGAAGAUGACGGCUGGGAUGCUAUGAUAAAACUUUUGAAGGAGAAUCACACUGCAAUUAGCAGCAAUGACCGGGCCAAUCUCAUUAACAAUGCAUUCCAACUUGUGAGCAUUGGUCGUCUACCGAUUGACAAAGCUCUCAGCUUAACAAUGUACCUGAAGAAGGAAGAUCGGAUCAUGCCAGUUUUUCAAGGAAUGGAUGAACUGAUCCCUAUAUACAAACUAAUGGAAAAGCGCGACAUGAAGGAGGUGGAAGAUCAGAUGAAAGCUUAUAUUUUAAAGCUUCUCCGCCACCUGAUAGAUGCCCAGUCAUGGACAGAUGAUGGCACAGUGUCUGAGAGGAUGCUCCGCAGUUCUUUGCUUCUGUUCGCCUGUUUACGGAAAUACCAGCCAUGUAUCGAGAAGGCCCAGGAGUACUUUACCAACUGGAAGGAAUCCAAUGGUUCAUUAAGCUUGCCACGUGAUGUCGUCUUUGCUGUUUACGCUGUAGGAGCUCAGACAUCUGAAGGUUGGGACUAUUUGUUUGAGCAAUAUAAGACUGCUGACACUGGUGAAAUGCACCUCAUUGAAUAUGCAUUGACUAUGACUCAGAAUCAGGACAAGCUGCAGUGGCUCAUGGAUGCGGCUUUGAAAGGAGAUCUUAUAAAAACUCAAGAACUACCACACAUUGUUGUCUCUGUGAGCAGGAACCAAGUUGGUCACCUCUUGGCUUGGAAUUUUUUGAAGACUAAUUGGCAUCAACUCAUUCAAAAGUUUGAGUUGGGAUCACGUACAAUUGGUGACAUGGUUGUUGGUGUGACAAAACUGUUUUCUACAAGGGAGUGGCUGGAAGAGGCAAUGCAGUUCUUAGAAUCAUUGAAAGAAAAUGGUUCCCAGCUACGUUGUGUUCAACAAGCAAGGGAGACUAUGGAAGAAAACAUUCGAUGGAUGGAUAAAAACUUUGACAUUGUUAAAACCUGGCUAGAAAAUAACAGUUUAUAGAUUUGGUGCUCACGCUUUGUGAGCCCAUGUGAACUUAAUUCUGUCCCAUGCUUUAUGAUGACCUGAUAAAAAUCCCUUGUAGGCAUAAAAGCAGCCUUUUUCAGCCUCUAUGUUGACAGCACGUGUUGGUCAUGUCAUUCAGAAAUCCUUAGCUGAAUGUGUCCAAUAUGUUCCCUUUUACCGUCAUGUUGUUUCUAGGUGCUGGGUAAUUUAUAUCUCUAUAGGAGUUGGAUCCCCGUUUUUCUGUUACAGAACUCCAAAUCCACUGCAUAGACAUACACUGUAGAUUUAAGACCGUAUUCUUGCUGCCUCCAUACGGUUAUCCAUUGACCUCCUUAAUAACACACUGGCGGUUUGCUGGUAGCCAACAUGUUGGGGAAGGUUGUAGAUGACAAAACCUUAGACAGACUGUCUAGACCUGUACUAGAUUUAUCACAGUGGCUCAGGCUGCAGGGAUAGACACUUUUGUGUAACUCUAUGUCAAUUAUUCAUUGGCAUAUCUGCUGUUUGCUAUAUUUCAUAAGCCAUAUCCUCUUGUAUGGUAAAUCUUCUAUGCCGUCCGCAUAGAAAUCCUGUCCAUAAGGCCUUAUGCACACGACCGUGCCGUUUUUUGUGGUCCGCACAAAACGAAAGCUGCCCGUGUUGCCUUCCGCAAUUUACGGAACGGGCGCAAGCAAUAUAAAUGCCUAUUCUUGUCCGCAAAGCGCGGACAAGAAUAGGACAUCUGGGAAUAUUUUGGAUCUUUUAAUAUUUGUCUGUAUGGGUGAUACAGUUUUCCUGGCCUAGAGCACCUGGUCCCUAUUUUCACAGGAGUGAGCUAUUCCUAUUACACUUUUCUCAAGAAUAGGACAUGUUAUAUUUUUUUAGCGGGGCCGCGGAACGGAGCCACAGAUGCGGACAGCACACGGAGUGAGUGAAUGGGUCCGCAUCAAAGCCGCCAAAACAGCAGCUGGGAUGCAGACCUAAACAACGGUCGUGUGCAUGAGGCCUAAGAUGGCUGCUGAUGGAGGGCCAUGUGACCAGACACAUCACUCAGCCUCCUGUAUUCUAACACACUUCAGUGCAACUACAGAUCGCAGGUGUAGUGUAUUUGAAUGGAAGAGACAUCACAUGACCCUCCAGCAGCAGCCAUUUUAUGGACAAGAGCUCUGUGUGGACAGCGCACAAAAACUUGGCAAACAACGGAGCAUACCCUAUGAAAUAUAGAAAAUGGUACAGAAUUUCAACAAAGGCUAUCCUAGUAAGUGCUAUAUAAUCAUCUUACAAACAGAUGAGUCAACAGUAACAAGACAGUGGUCAACCCUUUUAAUUUCUUAUGCUUAUGACAAUGCUGUUGCACACAGAGUGCCUGCUGGGCUGAGGCUAGGUCUACAUGAGAUGCUUGGAUUGGCUGCUUAGCGUCCUAGAUCAUUUACUUGUGGUACUGUUGGAGAUGUGUGGGUUGUCACAAGUUUCUUUAGAGAUAACUAUUGACAACAUAUUGGUGUAGCUUGUCUCAUUAGGGUAGAUUCACAUAUGCGUUAAUCUAAUCCGGUAGUCUGUUCCAGCAGAGAACAGACUGCCAGAGUGUAACCGCAGCAAUAUUUGUCCAGCCAAAAGACAGCAUUUAUGCCAGGCAGUUGUGGGAUCCCAUUAUAGUCAUUGAAGGUCUGUGGUGCAAGGCAUUAUCAGGCUAUGCCAGAAAUGGUAAGCUCUGGUAGUCUGUUCUCUGCCAGAACAGACUAUUUUAUUAGUUUCCUGCAGACGUAUGUGAAUUUAGACUAACAGUGCAAAUAUCUCAAGAUAAAGUCUAGGGAGUGGGUUAGGACUUAUUCACGUGUGAGAAGUUUGUAGGAAUGAAUGCGGAGCUUUGCUCAGGGAUACUUUAUUCUCUUACAGUUUUUUAUUUUUAGAGCAGUUAAAGGCUAUGUACACCUUUGCGGGCAAU